AUGGCAGUACUCCACGUCUUAGAGCUCCCCUGCGAGAUUUUAGACCAAAUCAUCUCUGAAGUACGAGGUAGUUUGAGGCCAGUCUCGUGCGCGUGUCGUACAUUCCGCGUCCUGUGCGAGCCUAGGAUCUGGAGUCAUGUGUCUUUGAAAGGAUCACAGCCUUCAAGUCUCCCAGCGCUUGUGAAAUACUGGCACUUGCGCACUGAAAUCGCCGCAUAUGUGCUUGACCUUAAUGUCGACUGGGAGCGAAUCAACCGAAAGAAGGAGAAAAUCAAAAGCGAAGAUGUUGCCGAACUUCAGAUCAUCGUCAAAAGCUUGAACCUCGAUUUGCCAGAAAACUGGCAUACCUUGACAGAGAACUUAUCCAUACUGGCGGGUAUCGCAUUCCUCCAGGCGCGGAAUGUUCGACAACUAUCUAUCACGGCGGACAAAAAGUCGGAAUAUUUCUUCAAAGCCUUGCCAUUUCCGGAGGAGACUUCCACACGCUUGCGAAAUUUGACGGAUUUACGUUUCGUUGCCAGUCAGACUGGCACAUGGCCUGUUCUACUCGAUCAAAUCUUCCCUCUCAUGAAACUCGCUCCUUCAUCAAAAGCUUUUAUGGAAUCAACACUUGUGGGAAGUUUGAGGGCAUGGAUUGGAACGGCAUCGUAA
This is a messenger RNA of Colletotrichum aenigma, 651 nucleotides long. RefSeq lists its product as uncharacterized. Bases 1 to 651 code for a protein of 216 amino acids. The record is from RefSeq and is a predicted model, not a curated record. Lineage: Eukaryota; Fungi; Ascomycota; Sordariomycetes; Glomerellales; Glomerellaceae. The transcript has 2 exons.